This is a messenger RNA of Ctenocephalides felis (cat flea), 3100 nucleotides long. Its product is annotated as diphthine--ammonia ligase-like. Gene Ontology annotation, biological process: protein histidyl modification to diphthamide. Lineage: Eukaryota; Metazoa; Arthropoda; Insecta; Siphonaptera; Pulicidae. The coding region runs from base 338 to 3100 and encodes 920 amino acids. Gene Ontology annotation, molecular function: diphthine-ammonia ligase activity. The record is from RefSeq and is a predicted model, not a curated record. The transcript is spliced from 15 exons.
UUCUGGAUCGACGUAAACAAAAAAUUUGUUUGUUUUUUGAUAAAAUGAUUAAACUGAAAUUAUUGACCAAUUUCGUUUGUUUUCCCACAUUUUGUUAUCAUGUGAUAUGAGCUAGUUUAUUUUCUGAUUGGUGGACUCAGAGAGGAAAAUAUCUUUUUAUAAAUUUUUACGAUGAUUUUUUCGCGUAGAAAAUGUUAGUGUAUUCGCUGAAUAAACGAAAAAACUGUAGUAGUGAAUUGUUUAAGAAGAUACUAACGUAACCUAACCUAAUUGUUUUCUGGAACUCAUUCGGACAAACAGGUACUUGCACAACAUACAGCUUGAAAACAGUAUCAAAAUGAAAGUGGUAGCGUUGAUUAGUGGUGGCAAGGACAGUUGCUAUAAUAUGAUGCAGUGCAUUGCAUCAGGACACGAGAUAGUUGCUUUAGCUAAUUUGGAACCGAAAGAAAAAGAUGAGCUGGAUAGCUUCAUGUACCAAACUGUGGGGCAUACUGGUGUACCUUACAUUGCCCAGGCUAUGGAAUUGCCCCUGUUCCGGAAGCUAACUGAUGGAUUAUCAAAGCAACGUGGAAAAUUUUACGAACCUACUGAUAAUGAUGAAGUUGAAGACUUGUAUCAACUCCUAAGCAGUGUUAAGGAACAAAUAGAAUUUGAAGCUGUAGCUGUUGGUGCAAUAUUAUCAGACUAUCAAAGGGUGCGUGUUGAAAAUGUUUGUAGUCGUUUGAAUCUAGUCUCAUUGUGUUACCUGUGGAGAAGAGAUCAGCAUGAAUUGCUUCAAGAGAUGAUUGAUUGCGAUGUCAAAGCUGUUAUUAUUAAAGUAGCUGCUUUGGGUCUUGAUCCAGCUCGACAUCUUGGCCGAUCUUUGAUCGAGAUGCAACAGCAUCUUAGUUUAGCGUCUGAAAGAUAUGGAUUGAAUGUUUGUGGAGAAGGUGGAGAAUUUGAAACUUUUACACUUGAUUGCCCGUUGUUCAAACGGCGGAUAAACAUUGAUGAAUCAGAAACAGUGAUACACUCCAAUGAUCCAAUAGCUCCAGUUGGCUACAUGAACCUAACAAAACUGAGUCUAGUCGAUAAAACAAUCAAUAAAACAUGUAAUGUGAAAAAUUCUUUAGAUUUUAUAAACGAUUUGAAUUUAUCGUCGUAUAGUGAUUUAAGUGAUCCUGAUUUGAGCGAAUCUGAAUUGGAAUUAAUUGAGAAACAGCAAUGCGCUAUUGAUAGAGAUAAGUCCAAUAAAAACAAACAGAUUUGUGAUUCUGAAGAUUGUUACCCAGUGCGAAAUAUAGAAAUGCGUGAUGUUUCUACAGACUGUUCAGGUAUUCUUCCAAGUACAAGCCAAGUUCAAAAUGUUAGUACAAAUACAGAAGAGUUGAAAGACUAUACCAGUGAAUCAUCACAUAUACAACAAUCUUGUAGCAGGCAUUCUAAUAAUAAAAUUGAUAUUGAAACCCAAACAUACAACCAAGAAGUCGAAACAAGGACAGCUGGGGCUCAAACAGUUGAUAUAAUGGACUCAAAAGAUGUUCAGUCAAGAACCAGUGAUACUCAAACAGACAACACUGCCUUAAACAAUAAACCGAAUUUAAGGUUGCCUUCUAUCCCGAGUCUUAUAGAGACACCUAUAAUAGAUAUGACACUGCACAAUACUACUUCUCCCCAUCUACCAGGGAAAGAGGAUAAGUUUUUUCCAAGCAAAGAUUCGAAACUUCUUCGUACUCCAUCUGAGAAGAAACGAGCUAAUGAGCUGUUACUGCAAGAUUUAGAUAAAUGGAAAGUAAUGCAUGAAAAGAAAGAUAUAAUCUUGGAACCCAAGUUAAUGUUUGACGAAGAAUCAGGUUGGGGGUUUUUGAGUGCUCUUUAUGGUUAUGCUGAUAACGCAGAAGAUGCCAUGGAGAUAGUCGUCCAAAAAGCUUUAGAAUUAAUGCAGUCAUCAAAGCUAGCUCCAUCAGAUCUGAGUUCAGUCAAUCUUUAUGUACGAGAUCUGUCUGAAUUUUCAACAAUUAAUCGCGUAUACAGCAAGUUAUUGCCCGAAUUAAAUCCUCCAAGCAGGGCUUGUGUCGAGAUGCCUUUACCAGAGAGAUGUCAUAUUGUAAUGGAAAUGGUAUUCUACAAAUGCCCAAAUAAUGGAGCGCAUAAUGGUGGAGAUUAUGAAAUUCCUGAGAAGCAUACUAUCCAUGUGCAAAGUAUUUCACAUUGGGCUCCUGCUAACAUUGGACCUUAUAGUCAAGCCAGCCGAGGCUCUGAUGUUGUUCAACUGGCUGGACAAAUAGGCCUUGUCCCUGGUUCUAUGAAACUUGUUGAUACAAUAAGACAUCAGUGCAAACUAGCUCUGAGACAUGUUGCAAGAGUGGCUUUAGCUGCUGGAUGUUCAGAACAAGUUCGUGAUGUGGUUCAAGCAAUAUGUUUUGUGGCUCAUCCAGCUCUGAUUCGAGAAUCCCGCAGACAAUUGGAACGAUUAUCUAACUCAGCUCUGGUUUUGUAUUGUGCAGGUUCAGGACCAUUGCCACGUGGUGCUUCCGUUGAGUGGUCUGUAUGGGCCCAUAGGCACAACAAACAAUUUCAAUAUGAAGAAACCGGUUGCUCAAUAGGAGAAUUCAGUGUUGCUAUAACAAGUCGAUGGAAUUAUGAAGGCACAGUAUGUGCUUGUAUAUGUCAUCUUUCUACAGCUUGCAGUCUGGGAGCUGAUUCAGCUACAACAGCCUCUGCUGUGUCACCUUCUAGUGGAGACUAUUCUCAGCUCAUUCCUGGUCCACAGAUCACAAUUGAACAAUUGUUGGAAACAUUGCGUUAUACAGCUAACAAACUAUCUCGUUGCUCUGAUGGCAAAACAGACAAAUUUAGUAACGAAUGUGUUGAUGAAAGGGAUAAUGAAAAUACAGGUCGUAGCAAUUCUAAUUCUAUAGUUGGAGCAGCAAAGAAAAGGACUUUAUCUUUUAAAGUUUUCUAUCGGACAGAUAGCGGUUUGAAUGUUGAAGAUUUAGUCACAGCUUGUCAAAGAUUGGAAGAGGAAAUAGAACAAAAUGUAUUGUACACCAUAUUGCCCGCAAGUUAUUUGCAGAAUGCUUCUACAUUCAUCUCUAUUUGCGGACUAAGAUUUGAUUAA